AUUAUCAUAGAAGGCCGUGAACACCCCCUACCUCUACUUUGGGAUGUGGAAGACCACGUUUGCGUGGCAUACGGAGGACAUGGAUCUCUACAGCAUCAACUACCUGCAUUUUGGAGAGCCUAAAUCAUGGUAUGCUAUACCUCCAGAACACGGCAAGAGGCUGGAAAGAUUGGCCAAAGGAUUUUUUCCUGGGAGUUCUCAAGGAUGCGAUGCCUUCCUGCGACACAAGAUGACCCUCAUUUCACCGUCCAUCUUGAAAAAAUACAGCAUCCCUUUUGACCGGAUCACCCAGGAAGCUGGAGAAUUCAUGAUUACUUUUCCUUACGGCUACCACGCUGGGUUCAACCACGGAUUCAACUGCGCAGAAUCCACCAAUUUUGCCACCCUGCGAUGGAUCGAUUACGGCAAGAUGGCCACCCAGUGCACCUGUCGGAAAGACACCGUGAAGAUUUCUAUGGAUGUUUUUGUGCGGCUGCUACAGCCUGAGCGGUAUGACUUAUGGAAGCAAGGAAAGGACAACACGGUCUUGGAUCACAUGAAGCCCACCCCUUUAACAUCUCCUGAGCUGGAAGCAUGGAAUGAGACAAAAGAUACCUUGAAAGCAAAGAUGCUACGCAGGGCAAACAGGAAACGAAGCCAACCCCGAAGGCACAAGACCCAGGAUCAGAAGUCGCUCGUGGAUGCCAUGGCCAUGGACACUAACCUGGAUGAGGUGCCAGAGAAGGAGGACCAGAGGAGGGUCCCCAGCUUGGAUGAAGAAGAGAAAACAAAAGCGCCAGAAAGCAAAGAAGGAGAAUGCCGGCCGAAGGUGCGCAUCCCCAAAGCCAAAGGGGAGCGGAAGAAGAAGAAGCAGCUGCCAUUGCACAAACUCCUUCCUCCCCUGCUCCUGCCCCAGCCAUACCUGCCAAAGGAUGAGAAGUUGCAGCCCAGGCCUCCAGCGGGAGAAAGGCCUGUGGAGGCCAAGCACCAGGCCGAAGAUAGCCAGCUCCCCAUGCCCGACCUCAGCGCCCUCUCUUCCGAAAGCCCCGCCGAAGAGGACGAGUCCAAUCAACGCCCCAUCAUCCCCACGCUCUACGUGGUGCCUCAGUGCAAGAAGGAGAAGAAACGCCUGACCUGCCAGGAGGUCUUUGAGCGGUUUGUGAAGAAGGACCAGAUGCCCUCAUUGGAGCUGGACAGGAAAGACGACGACAGCAUCAACCGAGAGAACAAAGAGGGGCCUGCCGAGCCCAGCAAAUUGCAGACGACUUCUACUUUCUCCAAACUCAAAAUGGAGAUCAAGAAAAGCCGCCGUCACCCCCUGGGGAAGCCGCCCACCCGCUCCCCGUUGUCGGUGGUGAAGCAGGAAGCCUCCAGUGAUGAAGAAACUCCCCUCUUCAGUGGCGAGGAAGACGCUGGGGAUCCAGAGCCCCUGAAAUCUUUACGUUCCCUCCAGUGGAAAAACAAAGCGCCCAAUUUCGCAGCCGAAAGACGAUUCAACUCUACCGCUGCCCUAAGGGAACCCUACUGCGCCAUCUGCACUCUCUUCUACCCGUCCCACCAGGUCUCACCGGUGGAAAAGGAGACAGCCCUGCUGCCCAGUGCUGAAAGCCCCUCCCUCCAGCCCCCUUUUAAAAACGGGCAGAAGACCAAGCCUCUGAUCCCUGAAAUGUGCUUCACCUCGAGCAGCGAGAACACGGAGCCCCUCCCGUCCAACUCCUACAUCGGAGACGAUGGGAACAGCUUGUUAAUCUCCUGUGCCAAAUGCUGCCUGCAAGUCCACGCGAGUUGUUACGGGAUACGCCCGGACCUUGUGAAUGAAGGCUGGACCUGUUCCCGUUGCUCAGCAAACUCACAGCUAGCGGAUUGCUGUCUCUGUAAUCUCAGGGGAGGAGCCCUUCAAAGAACUACAGAUGGAAGGUGGGUGCAUGUCAUCUGCGCCAUCGCUGUCCCCGAAGCCCGUUUUGUCAACAUCCUCGAGCGCCACCCUGUCGACAUCACUGCCAUCCUCGAGCAACGGUGGAAGCUGAAAUGCGUCUAUUGCCGUAAGCGGAUGAAGAAAGUAUCGGGGGCCUGCAUCCAAUGCUCCUCCGAGCACUGCUCCACGUCAUUCCAUGUCACCUGCGCCCAUGCGGCAGGGGUGCCCAUUGAGCCCGACGAUUGGCCCUACGUGGUGUCCAUCACCUGCUUGAAACAUAAAGCAGCCAGCCACGUGCUUCCCUUUUCCAGAGAGGUCUCCUUGAGCCAGACGGUAAUUGCGAAAAACCGGAACGGCCUCUAUUACCGGUGUAAAGUGAUCGGGGUGACCACGCAAACCUUCUACGAGGUCAAUUUUGAGGAUGGCUCCUACAGUGAUAACAUUUAUCCGGAAAACAUUGUUAGCAGAGACUGCCUUCAGAUGGGGCCUCCUGCGGAGGGCGAGGUGGUCCAGCUGCACUUGACCAACGGCAUCGCUUACCAAGCAAAGUUCAUCGCUGCCCACGUCAGCCAGAUCUUUCAGGUAGAGUUUGAAGAUGGCUCUCAGCUGAUGGUCAAACGAGGAGAGAUCUACACCCUUGACGAAGAACUUCCCAAGAGAGUCAAAUCUCGCCUGUCCCUGAGCAGCGGAGCGCCUCAGGAAGAGACGAUCUCAGGAGACGACUCGAAAGCAGCCAAGCGCCCGCGGGUGGGCACCCCAAAGAGCUGUGAGGACGGCGGCCCCGGGCCCAACUAUUUCGCCAUCAUGGAGACCCUCCUGCAUGCUAAGUUCUAGCCAAGGACGCCGAGAGGAGCUUCACCAGGCCGAUCAGCGCUUUAAUUUUCAAGGAAAGGAAAGGGGGGGUAAACAGCCCCCCCCCACCCUUACUACCCACCCCUCGGAGAGUUAAUUUAAGUGGAAAAACUGUGGCGAGAGAGACCCAGCCGUCGUGCAAUAACUUGCAAAUUUAAAUUCUUUUCCUUCCAUUUUGGGGUUUUUCUCUUCUUUUUUUUUCUUCUUUUUUCGUUUGUUUUUUGGACUUUUGGGAAGCUUGACUUGCUCCUAGCCUACCUCUGUUCUUUCUGAUGAUUUUUUGGAGUGGACAAAACCUUUUUUUCCCCCUUCUGGGAAGUGUUGGGGGGGGUGGAUUUCACGGGGUGGGACGGGACGGAGAAAACCGUUUCUCCUCCAUACGAAAACUCGGAAAGAAAGGAAUACAGGCAGGCGAAGCGAUUCUGUGACCGAACUUUCAAUCUUUCAUUUGUUUGUUUCCAUUGGUUUCAAAAACAAAAAUGAAAAAAAAAAGCCUCAAGAAAUGGUUGGAAUUUGCAAUGGCAACUCCAGUUUUUAAAUCUCAGCCAUCACACUCUCAUUCUCUCUCUUUCUUCCCCCUCUCCCUUUUUUUCUUUCUUUCUUUCCCUCUCUCUCUCUCUCUUUCGU
Messenger RNA from Thamnophis elegans (Western terrestrial garter snake), 3373 nucleotides. Its product is annotated as lysine-specific demethylase 4B-like. Bases 44 to 2728 code for a protein of 894 amino acids. Lineage: Eukaryota; Metazoa; Chordata; Lepidosauria; Squamata; Natricidae. Gene Ontology annotation, biological process: chromatin remodeling. The transcript is spliced from 18 exons. Gene Ontology annotation, molecular function: histone H3K9 demethylase activity. The record is from RefSeq and is a predicted model, not a curated record. Gene Ontology annotation, cellular component: nucleus.